Spodoptera frugiperda (fall armyworm) is the source of this 659-nucleotide messenger RNA. RefSeq lists its product as uncharacterized. Gene Ontology annotation, molecular function: protein binding. The transcript has 3 exons. Bases 48 to 518 code for a protein of 156 amino acids. Lineage: Eukaryota; Metazoa; Arthropoda; Insecta; Lepidoptera; Noctuidae. The record is from RefSeq and is a predicted model, not a curated record.
CUACUUUUAGAAACGGGACGUGACGUACAUAAUUUAAAAAACAAAAAAUGUCUUUGACCAUGAAGACCGUAUACCUCCUCGUGUUAGUAAGUUUGUGCCAAGCCCUACCGCUGGACUCCAAGGCUGGACUACUGUCAGCCCCUCAUCUGCUAAGAGUGAAUAUAAUAGACCCACCAGCUAUUGAAAUGACGUGGAAUAAGAUCGAGAGUGCUGACGCGAAGGAUCCUGUUAUCGGUUAUAAGGUGAAAGUAUGGGAAGUACAGAACACCACAAACACUCUGUUCGUCGUGGUGGACGGAAAUGUUGAGGAGCUCGUCAAAGCCGAGGAACCGGCUAUCGACCUACUGUCUGAACUUGGUGGAUCCCCUGAUGAAAUCCAGGUUCCAGCUGAUGUGACCACAGCAGUCUACAGGAAAGUCAAGAUGGACAUCACAUAUGAAGUCAGGGUCCAAGCCUACACGAAGUUGGAGAAUGGUCCUCUCUCUGAUCCCGUCAGGGUCAAGCUGAGCAAACCCUGAUUAUGAUGAUGAUGAUGAUUUGUAGCGUGUCUUGUACUGUGAGAAUCUGAGUGUUUAUCUGUGUGUAUUUUAAUUUAAUAUUUCCUAGUGGUUUUAAAUUAUAAUUGUUUAAAAAAUAAAGAGUAUUAUAUUGAUUAAAUU